AUGGUGUAUUAUAACAUGGGCGACUACUCAAAAGCACUUUCAUCGUAUGAAAGAUCACUUGAAAUCCAACAAAUAGCUCUCCCUCCGAAUCAUCUCGACCUUGCUCAAUCCUACAACAACAUCGGUGCGGUGUAUUUUCAUAUCGGUGAGCACUCGAAAGCACUUUCAUCGUAUCAAAGAUCACUUGAAAUCCGAAAAAUAGCUCUCCCUCCGAAUCAUCCCGACGUUGCUCAAUCCUACAACAACAUCGGUAUGGUGUAUGAUAACAUGGGCGAGUACUCGAAAGCACUUUCAUCGCUAGAAAGAUCACUUGAAAUCUUCAAAAUAGCUCUUCCUUCGAAUCAUUCCUUAUUGGCUACUUCCUACAACAACAUCGGUAUGGUGUAUGAUAACAUGGGCGAGUAUCCGAAAGCACUUUCAUCAUAUGAAAGAUCAUUUGAAAUCUUCAAAAUAGCUCUCCCUCCGAAUCAUCCCGACUUGGCUACUUCCUACAACAACAUCGGUAUGGUGUAUGAUAACAUGGGCGAGUACUCGAAAGCACUUUCAUCGCUAGAAAGAUCACUUGAAAUCCGAACAAUAGCUCUCCCUCCGAAUCAUCCCGACGUUGCUCAAUCCUACAACAACACCGGUAUGGUGUAUUCUCACAUGGGCGAGUACUCGAAAGCACUUUCAUCAUACGAAAGAUCACUUGAAAUCCAAAAAAUAGCUCUCCCUCCGAAUCAUCCCGACUUUGCUCGAUCCUACAACAACAUCGCUUCAGUGUAUGAUACGAUGGCCGAGUACUCGAAAGCACUUUCAUCGUACGAAAGAUCACUUGAAAUCCGAAUAAUAGCUCUCCCUCCGAAUCAUCCCGACGUUGCUCAAUCCUACAACAACAUCGGUAUGGUGUAUUAUAACAUGGGCGAGUAUCCGAAAGCACUUUCAUCGUAUGAAAGAUCACUUGAAAUCCGAACAAUAGCUCUCCCUCCGAAUCAUCCCGACGUUGCUCAAUCCUACAACAACAUCGGUAUGGUGUAUGAUAACAUGGGCGAGUAUCCGAAAGCACUUUCAUCGUAUGAAAGAUCACUUGAAAUCCAAAAAAUAGC
Rotaria sordida is the source of this 1085-nucleotide messenger RNA. NCBI's taxonomy places the organism in Eukaryota, Metazoa, Rotifera, Eurotatoria, Philodinida, Philodinidae. The record is from the annotation of a GenBank genome assembly.